Messenger RNA from Alternaria atra, 1008 nucleotides. RefSeq lists its product as uncharacterized. Lineage: Eukaryota; Fungi; Ascomycota; Dothideomycetes; Pleosporales; Pleosporaceae. Bases 1 to 1008 code for a protein of 335 amino acids. The record is from RefSeq and is a predicted model, not a curated record. The transcript is spliced from 2 exons.
AUGGUUUCGGACGACGAAGUAAUAGCGCGAAACCUACGCCCGGUAUCCGCCAGGCGUGGCCGAAAGCGUGCCGUACAAGAGGAGGAAGUUGAAGCGCAAGCGACAGAGCCUAAGAGGUUACGUACUGGCGAACCAGUUGACGACAAUGUUGUUGACCAUCAACCCCCAGUCGCCGAGGCAUCAAUCGCGCGAAUCCGAAGUGGUCUCCUCACACCAGAAGCCAGCACAUUGACCGAGUCGCAACUCGCACCUCCCCUACCAGCCGCCUCCGCUACCGAGACCUCGCCAGCAAACACCUUCCCCUUUAUCAAACUCCCCGCCGAACUCCGCAUCCACAUUUACCACAUGGCCCUCGUCCGCGAAGACCCUCUCCUCCUACACGCCGAGCGCGCGCCCGAGAAACCCGAAGAAGACGACAACCCUUACGCGCGGGGCCUCGGAACCUACGUCCCCGGCCGUGAACCGCCAGGCCAUACCUUCCACCGCCCCAGGCAAUCCGGCCCCGAGCGCGUCCCCUUGGACGACCCCAUCGUCCCUGAGAUCCUCCGGCUGAACAAACUGAUAUACAGAGAGGCACGACAAGUCCUGUACAGCGACAACGUCUUCACACUCAGUCUCACAAGCGGCAUCUACACGCUGUCGACUCUGCACCAGCGGUCCCGCAGCCUCAUCAAACACGUCGUUCUCACUAUACCGUCCCACCACGAUAUCCUCGAUGGCUUCGCGGACCUCGUUCGCUUGGGUCUGAGAUACUGCUGGGGUCUUAAGACCUUCAAGAUCAUCCUACAAGCCAGUUUACCUGAUGACGGGAGGGUGACGGGUGCGACGAGUGUGUACGCUAAUGCGUUUCAUAUAUUGAGGUGGCUGCCGCGGGGGUGCAGUGUUGGUCUCGAGGGGAAUGUUAGUGAGACUGUCAAGAGGGUUGUUGCUGAGGAGGGGAGGUUGCAGGCCGUGCUUGAUGAGGCGAGCUAUCUUAAGAGACAGCAUCAGAUGCCGGAGCGGCACUAG